Molecule: messenger RNA, 1644 nt
Organism: Wasmannia auropunctata (little fire ant)
Lineage: Eukaryota; Metazoa; Arthropoda; Insecta; Hymenoptera; Formicidae
Product: DNA-binding protein RFX7
Exons: 5
Biological process (GO): regulation of transcription by RNA polymerase II
Molecular function (GO): RNA polymerase II cis-regulatory region sequence-specific DNA binding; DNA-binding transcription factor activity, RNA polymerase II-specific
Source: RefSeq, a predicted model, not a curated record
GGAAUAGAACGCGCAAACCGAGGAACGAAGCGCGGCGAAUAGACGAGUGGAUGUUCGUGGGCCAUCGUAGCCGGUAUCGAUUCGUGGUUGUUCUUACCUGAUCUUCCGGCUACUAGCGCUCCGGCCGAUUUGAGCGCCUGUACCGACGCGGUCAUCACGCCACACGCGGUGCCGUUAUGACGGAUCCGCGCAUCGCCGCAUAUCGUACGCGGUUCGGCGACCGUGUGGCAGUUCCUUACGCGCGAACGGAAGGCCCCGCUGAGUAAUGGCGCGCCGGGAUGCUAACGAGUAGUAGCCCAGCUGACCACCGAAUGGCGGACAACAUGGUAGCUCGCAGUGGCCGUGCACCGGGAGGCGAUACGUUUCCGCAUACGUGAGCUACGACCGGCUGCGAGAGGUGGACGGGCGGAAGGGUGGGACGGUUGGGACGGUGAGGUUUGGGCUACGAUGAGUACUGACAGUCAUGAUCAGACGAAACCCUGUAAAACACCCGUGAAGAGCGAGGAGGAGAGCGCGUUCGAUGGUAAACGGAUUAAAAAGGAGCGCAGUGACACUUGUGUGGAGAAUGGCGACGCCGCUUCCAUUGCCGUCGCUACCUCUACCUCUUCAGCCACCGUCACCGCUGCUGUUGCUGCCGCCGCCAAUACCAUCACCACCAACAUCACCGCCACGACCGUGCUCGAGAAACGACAGCCACCGGCCGGCAGAUUUGCCUCAAACGGCUUUCACGGGGAUGGCGAUCAGCUGCAGGACCUCGUUGCGACCAAAUUCGCGACUUUGGCCAACCACGGUGUCUCUUCUAAGCAGGACAAGAUUCGGAUUAUGAUAGAGGAUGGCAUUAGCGAAGAAUCUAGAGUGCAUGUGGACGAGAUCUUCUCGCAGGUGGAACGACUUAAGAUAGAAGAAAAGUUAUUAUUGUACCUGAAACUUCCGUUAUUGCUGACAAAUUCAAGUGGGACCGUCGAUCCAUUGAGGCAGCCACUAAAUCCAUUAGGAAAUCGUUACGAAAUUCAUCAGACCAUUAUGUGGAUUAAGACUCAUUUAGAAGAAGAUCCGGAUGUAUCUUUACCGAAACAAGAAGUGUACGAUGAAUACAACAUGUAUUGUAUAAGAAAUUCUAUGAAGCCGUUAUCGACGGCCGACUUUGGAAAAGUUAUGAAACAAGUAUAUCCGCGAGUGCGUCCUCGUAGGCUGGGCACACGGGGCAAUUCUCGCUACUGUUACGCUGGUAUGCGCAAGCGAAUUAAAUUGGAUCCUCCGACACUGCCAAAGAUAUGUGACUCUCAAACUGAAGAACAUUCAGAGGGAAAUAUCACUGAGGAAAUGCUAGGCGCUGCAUCUACAUUGAUAAGAGAAUGGGCAGAGAAAAUGUUGGGCCUGAAAUUUCCAAAUUUGAGUGCCUUAGCGCGGCAUCUUGUUGAUAAUUUUCAUGUCGAUACUCGAUCUUUGGCUGCUGUAUGCAUUUCAGCUUCGGAACAGCAUGAUGCUUCAUCUAAUAAAGAGGUUAUCACGGAUUUACCAACAACACCUGUAAGUGAUAAGCCCGCUAAGCUUCGAGAAGCUCAGUUGCAAUUGCAACGUAAGCUUCAGCAACGCGAACAUAUAAAAGAUCAGAAGCAUCGUUGUCCUGAUCCCAUUGUACAG